GGGGAGACCUGGGCUCUGCUCUGCUGUAGGGGCCCGAGCCCAGCCUCCCCCGCCUCGGCCCCGCCGCGCAGCCCCGCUUCCCGCCGGGCCACGCCCUGUCAAACUUUGUGGCUGCGGCCGCCGCGGCGGCUAACGAAGCGGGCCGGCGAGCGGGAGGGAGGGAGGGGCGGGUGCCCGGCCGGGCCGGGCGCGGGCGGCCAGGGGCUCCGAGAGCGGCGGCCCCGGCCCGCGGCCCCACCAUGCCCCAGCUCGGCGGCGGCGGCGGCGGCGGGGGAGGCGGCGGCGGCGGCGGCGGCUCGGGCGCCGGGGCGGCCGGCGGAGGGGACGACCUCGGGGCCAACGACGAGCUGAUCCCCUUCCAGGACGAGGGGGGCGAGGAGCAGGAGCCGAGCAGCGACAGUGCCUCGGCUCAGCGGGAUCUGGAUGAGGUCAAGUCGUCUCUGGUCAACGAGUCGGAGAACCAGAGCAGCAGCUCAGACUCGGAGGCGGAGAGGCGCCCGCAGCCCGCCCGGGACGCUUUCCAGAAGCCGCGGGACUAUUUCGCCGAAGUACGAAGGCCCCAGGACGGCGCAUUCUUUAAGGGCCCCCCCUAUCCUGGGUACCCGUUCCUGAUGAUCCCGGACUUGAGCAGCCCGUACCUCCCCAACGGACCCCUGUCUCCCGGAGGAGCGCGCACGUACCUGCAGAUGAAAUGGCCCCUCCUCGAUGUCCCCACCAGCGCCACGGUCAAGGACACCAGGUCACCAUCCCCAGCACACUUGUCCAAUAAAGUUCCUGUUGUUCAGCACCCACAUCACAUGCACCCGUUGACGCCCCUCAUCACCUACAGCAACGACCACUUCUCCCCUGGCUCCCCUCCCACACACCUCUCCCCGGAGAUCGAUCCAAAGACAGGAAUCCCCCGGCCCCCUCACCCGUCUGAGCUGCCUCCGUAUUACCCACUCUCUCCCGGAGCUGUCGGGCAAAUCCCCCAUCCCCUCGGCUGGCUCGUCCCACAGCAAGGACAGCCCAUGUACUCCCUUCCUCCCGGCGGCUUCCGGCACCCCUACCCUGCCCUCGCCAUGAACGCCUCCAUGUCCAGCCUGGUUUCCAGUCGGUUCUCCCCUCACAUGGUGGCUCCGGCCCAUCCUGGUCUGCCCACCUCAGGGAUCCCCCACCCCGCCAUCGUCUCCCCCAUCGUCAAGCAGGAACCAGCGCCCCCCAGCCUGAGCCCGGCAGUGAGCGCGAAAUCACCAGUCACGGUGAAAAAAGAGGAAGAAAAGAAACCCCACGUGAAGAAGCCUCUUAAUGCCUUCAUGUUAUAUAUGAAGGAGAUGAGGGCCAAGGUGGUGGCCGAGUGCACCCUAAAGGAAAGUGCAGCCAUCAACCAGAUCCUGGGGAGAAAGUGGCACAACCUCUCGCGAGAAGAGCAGGCCAAGUACUACGAGCUGGCCCGGAAGGAGCGGCAGCUGCACUCGCAGCUCUACCCGACCUGGUCCGCGCGGGACAACUACGGUAAGAAAAAGAAGAGGAAGCGGGAAAAGCAGCUAUCGCAGACACAGUCCCAGCAGCAAGUCCCAGAGGCAGAGGGUGCUCUGGCCUCCAAAAGCAAGAAGCCAUGUGUCCAGUACCUGCCCCCCGAGAAGCCCUGUGACAGCCCUGCCUCCUCCCACGGCAGCAUGCUGGACUCCCCGGCCACCCCUUCGGCGGCCUUGGCCUCUCCUGCAGCCCCGGCCGCCACCCACUCCGAGCAAGCCCAGCCCCUCUCCCUCACCACCAAGCCAGAGACCCGGGCCCAGCUGGCUCUCCACUCAGCCGCCUUCCUGUCAGCAAAGGCUGCCGCCACCUCCUCUGGCCAGAUGGGCAGCCAGGCCCCCCUCCUGUCCCGGCCCCUCCCCCUGGGGUCCGUGCCCACAGCUCUGCUGACGUCCCCCCCUUCCUUCCCAACCACUCUCCGUGCUCACCAGGCCCUCCCUGUGCUCCAAGCCCAGCCUCUUUCCUUGGUCACCAAGUCUGCCCACUAAGCUGCCCCCUGACCUACGCAGGCUGACACGUGACUCAUCGAGUAGUAAUGAUGCAGAAGAAAAAAAAAAAGAAAAGGAAACUUUAUUGGUCAAUAUUUGACCACUCUGGACUGUUCUGUAAAGUGACUGGUAACAGCAGCACUUUACGUUUUGUAGAUGUAACCAGUAGCUGAUCUUAAGGCUUUUUUUUAAAAAACAAAACAAAACGAAACAAAAAAAAAUCUUGAAAAGAACGAGAACUGAAAAGUAGUGUGUUACUCUUCCCAUCUGUGCAGCGGUGGAUGGGCCUGGGCAGAAGGCACCUUCCUCUCCACCUCCUGGACUUUCUGCUCCUCCCUCCCUCUUCCCAGCGUCCCCCACGAGGCCUGCAUGGUGGCCACUUGCUACCAUUUCUAGCCCACGGCCCCUUCCUCUCCAUCCCAUUCCUGGACACCCCCUUUUGCCUGGCCCACGCUUUUCUCCUUUGCUCAGCUCCGUGGGUUCUUGCCUUCAUCGUCGUCCUCUGCCCAGUGUAAGGCUGUCUGUCACCAGGUGAGAAGACACCUUGGCCUGGUUGGUCUCUGCCAGCGUCCCCUUUUCCUCAGUGGCCUUAACCUGCCAGCCUCCAGCUUCCGGUGGGGGACAAGAUCCUCUGAAAUGGUUCUUCCCCCGCAUUUAAAGGGACUCAAGGUGCCUGCCACUCCCUCAGCGAAGAAGCCUGUGUUCCAUCCCCUUACCAGUCAAGUUGUCCCCUCGAGGCCCCGGAGUGGCAGAGACAGGACUUGGCUCCGAGGUCUGGCUCUGUCACUUGGGUCAGUGUUAGCACAAUCUGCCAAAGUUCUGAAGACCCUACCCCCCCACCCCGCCACCUCCAUCGCCUCACAUGCUUCUUCUGUGUGUAUUUCUUUUCAUUUUUACGGGGUUUUUGGGGAGCAGUUUAAACUCCCAGUUGUUUAUUUUCACAUAAGAAAAUAAAAUUGCAGUGGCAAGA
Phacochoerus africanus (Common warthog) is the source of this 2973-nucleotide messenger RNA. RefSeq names its product transcription factor 7 like 1 (gene TCF7L1). The transcript has 12 exons. The record is from RefSeq and is a predicted model, not a curated record. Gene Ontology annotation, molecular function: RNA polymerase II cis-regulatory region sequence-specific DNA binding; DNA-binding transcription factor activity, RNA polymerase II-specific. Gene Ontology annotation, biological process: regulation of transcription by RNA polymerase II; canonical Wnt signaling pathway. Gene Ontology annotation, cellular component: beta-catenin-TCF complex. Bases 240 to 2003 code for a protein of 587 amino acids. Lineage: Eukaryota; Metazoa; Chordata; Mammalia; Artiodactyla; Suidae.